This is a messenger RNA of Monosiga brevicollis MX1, 1431 nucleotides long. RefSeq lists its product as uncharacterized. Gene Ontology annotation, cellular component: cytoplasm. The record is from RefSeq and is a predicted model, not a curated record. The transcript is spliced from 13 exons. Bases 1 to 1431 code for a protein of 476 amino acids. NCBI's taxonomy places the organism in Eukaryota, Choanoflagellata, Craspedida, Salpingoecidae.
AUGAGUUUGCUCCAACAAAUCUUGGAGACAAUGUAUAUUGACCCUGAGCUCCUGGAGGAGCUCAGCAAGGAUCAAAAGGAAGUGCUGUUCCACAAGAUGCGCGAGGAACAACUCCGCCGCUGGCACACCCGCAAAACCCAAGACUUUGAAAGGCUCCAGGGCAAGAAGCGCGUGCCUCGGCUCAAGUUUGCGCCCAGUGUCUUCAUUUACGAAGAUGAUGAUGUCGACAAGAAAGCGAAUGAAGCUGCAAAACGCUUGGAAGAACGGGAGAAGGAACGCGAGGCCGCCCAAAUGCGCGCCGACGAGGAACAGGCUCGCAUCCUGGCAGAGAUUCAGAUUCAGGAAGAAAUCGAACGUCAAACGGCUGAACAAGCUCGCAAAGCCGAAGAGCUGCGCAUUCGCGAGCUGGAAGAGCAACGCAAGCUUCAGGAAGCCGCCCUUCGCGAGCGCCAAGCACAGAUUGAACGCGAACAAUACAUGUCUAUGAAAGAGGCCCGCCUGGCUGCCGAAGCCGAGGCCAAGGCGCAGCGCGCCCGUGAAGAAGCCGCCCGCAAACUCGCCGAAGAACGUGCCCGCGAAGAAGCUCGCCUCGAAGCCGAACGUAAAAAAGCUGAAGCCGAAGCCCAGCGCCAAGCCGAGGCCAAACAACAAGAAAUUUACAUGUCCAUGCGCGAAAUGCGCGAACAGGCCCGCAAACAACGCGAAAUGGAAGAACGUCAAAUGGAUCAGAUGUUUCAGGAGCAAGAAUCUCGCUCCAAGCAACACGAGGCCGAACAACGUGCUGCUGCCGAACGUGCCCGCAAGGCAGCCCAAGCUACCGAGAACAUCUUCAAACAGCUCGAGGCUCACAGCAAACCAGCAGCCCCUCAAGUUGCACGCGCCACCAACAUGGCCCGCUCGGCCAGUCUGGCAAAGCGACCUGCAUCCCCGCCCCCAACCGGUCCUGGUCACUCCAACACACUGCCUCUGCCGCCGCGCAAGGGUUCGAUGGCUGACGUCGGUGCACGACCGAGCAAGCCUAGUAGUUUGGAGGAUGUGCUGCACUGGUUUCGCACGUCAGAAAUUCCUCGUGGUGUCGGAAAAUCAGCCACGGGACGUUGGGAGAAUUGGUUUCAUGGCCCGAUCUCACGGCCAGAGGCUGAAAGGCUCCUCAAGGGCAAGCCCAAGGGUGCCUUCUUGCUCCGCAUUUCCACGCGCAUCUGGGGCUACACACUCAGCUUUGUUGACUCUGACCGCUACAAACAUUUUUUGGUUGAUGCCUCGGAUGGCAAAUAUUCAGUGUUCGGCGCCCAAUCCAACGCGACUCACAUGAGUUUGUCGCGGCUUGUGGCUUUUCACAAAAAAGUGGCCGUGUCCAAGACCGGCACCAUGCUCACCGAGCCUGUCGGCGAGCUGCAAGGCAAUGCAAGCUUGCUUCAAGUUGUCAUGUAA